Siniperca chuatsi (mandarin fish) is the source of this 1682-nucleotide messenger RNA. It is a transcript of the gene ddx47, whose product is annotated as DEAD (Asp-Glu-Ala-Asp) box polypeptide 47. Bases 36 to 1496 code for a protein of 486 amino acids. Gene Ontology annotation, molecular function: nucleic acid binding; RNA helicase activity; ATP binding. The transcript has 12 exons. The record is from RefSeq and is a predicted model, not a curated record. NCBI's taxonomy places the organism in Eukaryota, Metazoa, Chordata, Actinopteri, Centrarchiformes, Sinipercidae.
CAUUGCGGAGCUGACGACACGUUGGGGCGAAAAGCAUGGCGGACGUUGAGGAAAGCGUGAAGCCAAACACAGAAGAAGCACUCGAAGGUUCGAGUAGUGAUAAUGAUAACGGUCACGUUAAUAGCGGCGAAAGUGAUGAGGCAGUGAAGACCUUCAAGGAUUUGGGUGUUACUGAGGUUCUGUGUGAGGCUUGCGAUCAGCUGGGAUGGAAGAGUCCAACAAAGAUUCAGAUAGAAGCUAUACCUGUAGCCCUGCAAGGGAGGGAUGUUAUUGGCCUGGCAGAGACAGGUUCAGGAAAGACGGGGGCCUUUGCACUGCCCAUCCUCCAGUCGCUGUUGGGCUCCCCCCAGAGGCUUCAUACUCUCGUCCUCACCCCCACCAGGGAGUUGGCAUUUCAGAUCUCUGAGCAGUUUGAGGCCCUGGGCUCCAGCAUUGGUGUUAAGUGUGCUGUCAUAGUUGGAGGAAUCGAUAUGAUGUCCCAGUCCUUGGUGUUGGCUAAAAAACCACACAUUGUUAUUGCCACACCUGGUCGCUUGAUAGACCACAUGGAGAACACGAAGGGCUUCUCCCUACGAGCUCUGAAGUUCCUGGUCAUGGACGAAGCAGACAGAAUCCUCAACAUGGACUUUGAGACUGAGGUGGAUAAAAUCUUGAAGGUGAUCCCCAGAGAAAGACGCACCUUCUUGUUCUCUGCCACCAUGACCAAAAAGGUCCAGAAACUACAGAGAGCAGCUCUGAAAGAUCCUGUGAAGUGUGCAGUAUCUACCAAAUACUCUACAGUAGACAAACUGCAGCAAUACUACGUCUUCAUUCCAUCAAAGUACAAGGAUUGUUACCUGGUGUCCAUCCUGAACGAGCUGGCCGGCAACUCCUUUAUAAUUUUCUGCAGCACGUGUAACAGUGCCCAGCGGGUGGCGCUGUUGUUAAGGAACCUCGGCAUUACUGCUAUCCCUCUUCAUGGCCAGAUGAGUCAGAAUAAACGUCUAGGAGCGCUAAACAAGUUCAAGUCCAAGUCUCGAUCGGUGCUGCUGGCGACCGACGUGGCAUCCAGAGGACUGGACAUUCCUCAUGUCGACUGCGUCAUCAACUACGACAUCCCCACUCACUCCAAGGACUACAUCCAUAGAGUCGGACGAACGGCCAGAGCAGGACGGUCCGGGAAAUCCAUCACUUUCGUCACUCAAUAUGAUGUGGAGCUUUUCCAGCGAAUCGAAAGCCUGAUUGGGAAGAAACUUCCUGCCUUCCCUACCCAGGAAGAUGAAGUGAUGAUGUUGGUGGAGAGAGUGAGCGAGGCCCAGAGAUUUGCCAGGCUGGAAAUGAAGGAGCAAGGUGAGAAAAGGAAAAGGCCGAGAGUAGGAGAUGGAGACGAGGAUGACACAGAACAAGCAAGCGGCGUGAGGAAGAAAGUGAAAGGAGGAUCAGGAGGAGAACGAGGCGGAGGACGAGGAGGGAUGAAGAAGAGGGGUGGAGCAGCCUGGAGGGGAGGACAACAUUAACAGACUGUACAUAACCACAACAUACAAUGCCUUUCUUGUUUUUCAUGUAAAACUUGAUUAUGACGACAGCGUGUUUUCCAGCAUUUAGUAAGGAAGCAAACGACUAUUUAAUUACAGAAAACAUGCUUUUCCUGCCCCUCUAUGGGAUCUUUCCAUUUGUAAUAAAAUGCCUCUGUAAAACCCAAA